GUCGCCUUUCAGAGAAGUCUGUAAGUACUGAUCUCGACAAUAGUAGAUGUGAAGCCUGGAUAGGUUGGCCUUCGUUUUAUCCUGCCAAAGACGUCUCGAUCAUACGACGUGCCGAGGUUGAUCACGAGCACCUAGUUCACGAUUUACAGGAGAUUGAUCCAACGCUUAUUUCAAGCAACUUCUCGGCUUGAGACUCUCAGUUGAAGAUGAGCCAAGCCCAGGAGCAGGAGAACUGGCUGCUGGCUGGCUGGGAACGGUCCAAGUACGACGAUGAGCCUGGUGCCAGCCUCGGUGUCAUUGUGAACAUUGAUCGGGUGGUGGUCGUGACUGGCGUAUCUUCAGGAAUCGGCUAUGCCAUUGCCAAAUCGCUGGUUGAGCACCAGUGCCACGUCUUUGGCAGCGUGAGGAAGGAGGCAGAUGCAAAGCGGCUGCAAGGGGAGUUUGGGGACUUCUUCACGCCGCUGCUCUUUGAUGUGACAGACGAGGCUGCGGUCCACAAGGCAGCAGCAGAUGUCAAGUCCCGCAUGAAGGGCCACACCCUGCUGGGACUGAUCAACAAUGCAGGCAUCCAUGUGGGCCUGGAUGCCACAGCAGAUGUGCCACUGUCUAAGCUGAAGAAACAGCUGGAUGUCAAUCUGGUUGCCCCAGUGGCUGUGAUCCAGGCAUUUCUUCCACUGCUGGGCACUGACCUCACACUGAGGGGCAACCCCGGCAAAAUCUUGAAUAUGUCUUCCAUCUAUGGCACCUACACAUUUCCCUUCUCGAGUGCAUACUCGGCCAGCAAGGCAGGCCUGAAUGCCAUUUCAGAGGGUCUUCGCCGCGAGUUGAAACCGUUCGGCAUUGAUGUUGUCAUCAUUGCACCAGGCCCAAUUGAGACGGAGAUAUGGGGAGAUGUAGUGGAGAAUUCUGAGGGCACUGGCAACACAAAGAGCCCAUUCAACACCUUUUUGGAGAGGGCACAUGCGCUGACACAGACUGAGACAAAGAAGCCCGGCUGGUUCCUGCCAGCCGCAACUGUUGGCGAGAAGGUCUGGAAGGUCCUCAACACAAGCAGCCCAGCAGUGCACUAUGUGAUCACGCCCAACUGGUGGCUCAACUGGUUUGCUCCCACGUUCUUCCCAAAGCAUCUUGUGGACAAGGAGAUCACGCGGCGGUUUGGACUAAACAAGCUGCUCCCAAGAGGCAGUGCUUCGACUGCGAAAGAAGAGUAAACAUGGAAUCGAGCUUGGUCGAGAGUCUUUCAAGUCUUCAGUAUAGGGCACAUACUAUGCGUAGUAUACAUAGUGCAGGCAUGUUUUUAUGUACAGGUAGUCACAUUGCUUGGAGGGUAUAAAAGCAGCUGGCCAAAGUGUUUAGACAGUGCAGUUCACGAAAAGACCAGCCUUGUUCUGUUGCUUUGUACACUAUGGUAACCAGCAUCGAACUAGGCACACUGUGCGUGUGCCACUAUGAAUGCUCAAGGUCUACAAACAGAUCUGGGAGCCAACUUUGGAAAAUUGUUGAAUCAAUGCAAUGAACGUUUUACCUAUUUACUGUAGAGAAUCUGAUACUACGCUAGAUC
Molecule: messenger RNA, 1561 nt
Organism: Coccomyxa subellipsoidea C-169
Lineage: Eukaryota; Viridiplantae; Chlorophyta; Trebouxiophyceae; Coccomyxaceae
Product: NAD(P)-binding protein
Exons: 10
Coding region: 207-1211 (334 amino acids)
Molecular function (GO): oxidoreductase activity
Source: RefSeq, a predicted model, not a curated record